This is a messenger RNA of Octopus sinensis (East Asian common octopus), 750 nucleotides long. RefSeq names its product ELAV-like protein 4. The transcript has 3 exons. Bases 433 to 750 code for a protein of 105 amino acids. Lineage: Eukaryota; Metazoa; Mollusca; Cephalopoda; Octopoda; Octopodidae. Gene Ontology annotation, molecular function: RNA binding. The record is from RefSeq and is a predicted model, not a curated record.
ACUUCGAUUACUGCUGCUACAACUAGUAGUUGCAUUAUAAUUGGUAGUGGUAGUAGUGGUAGUGGUGUUUUCAAUAUCGAUGAUAGGAGAGUGGCGGCUGCCGGUCGGCCAGUGUAAGGGCGGAGGGAGAGAGAGUGACGGGGUACAACCUGAUAAUGAUGCACGUUCUCAUUGGCUCACACUGAGUUUCUUUAGAACAGUUUUCCUCCCUUCGAUGCAUUCUCGUGAGGUAUUUAUUGAGGUCAUUGCUACUGUUGUCAUUCAUUCAAUUAUUGAUUCCUGUCGUCUUCUUCGUCAUCGUCGACCUCUUGCUGCUGCUACUGCUGCUACUACUAUUACUACUACUACUACUGCUGGGGAGAACUGUACUUAGUCGCCGUUCGUUGCCUUAAAAUUGCAGCCGUAGAUUUACCACGGGAUAAAUUUUACCAAAUGCAGAUUACAAAAGGAGAUACAAUUAUGGAUUCGCAAAUCAUACAACAAAAUGGUGGGAACCAUUCGCCAAUAUCCACUGGUACACAGAUGGAUGAUAGAGAUAAUGUAAGCAAGACAAAUUUAAUUGUGAACUACCUUCCACAAACUAUGACUCAGGAGGAAAUACGUUCGCUGUUUGCUAGCAUUGGAGAAGUUGAAAGCUGUAAAUUGAUUAGAGAUAAACCAACAGACCACAGCAGAAUGGAACUAAAAAUAUAUGAUCUAAAACUAAAGUUGUAUGCAGUACAGAAAGUAGCCAAAUCCUAUCCAACCUGA